AUGAUGAAGCGCAUUGCAACACUGGCAUCUUCGCCCCUGUGUUACAAAUCUUACAGGACCGUGUCAUUCCCCUAUCGUCCAGCGCUCCUACAUUGCCUCCAUACCACCUCCCCUCGAGUCGCCACUCCUCUGCCCAUCACUGCCACUGGUCCUCCCCCAGCAGCUCCACAACCCGCAGCAUCCCAAUAUGGCGAAAGAGUCGAUCGACGGCGGCGGCAAGCUGAGCUGCUCAAGCGCGGACAAGACAUGCGAGCUAGCCAUAUGAAGCCUGGGACCGCCAUCAAAAAGCGAUUUUGGAAAGAUGUGAGUGUGCAGACGGAUGCUGAGGAAAACUAUCUAGUCAACCUCGACACUCGCGCUCUUCGCAAUCCUACGACCAAAAAGCCCAUGAGCAUUCCCCAUUCAAAACCGUAUCUCGCAACAGCGCUAGCUCUAGAAUGGGACCUCCUUGUCUCCGCCCAGCAGGCUACCCGCUCCCACCUCAUCCCACUGACCUCAAUCAGCGCCCGCGCCCACGUCCUUGGCCUCGAAGAUAGAGAGAACCAGCACGCCGCAUCUUCUGGGUCAGGAAUACGCUACGACAUUGUGAAUACGCUGCUACGAUAUCUCGAUACUGAUACACUACUUUGUUGGGCUCCUGCAUCUACCCUAACGAAUCCGUCGGAUAAGGAUGUCAGAGGGGAAUCAUUGAGAGACCUGCAAGUCCGGACUGCGACCCCGAUCCUGUCAUAUCUUACGCAAAAUGUAUGGCCCGGUGUUGAGUUGAAACCUACACUUGACAACGGAUCUAUACUACCCACCUCACAGCCUGCAGCCACGCGCGCAGUCAUAAAAGGAUGGAUGGCCGGUUUGCCAGCAUGGGAGCUUGUGGGGCUCGAGAGAGCGGCAUUAGCUGGCAAGAGUUUGUGCGUUGCAGCUCGAUUGGUCUGCGAAUGGAGCGAAUAUCUGAAGCUAGGAGACAUGCAAGGAGAGGCAGCGGAAAGAUUCGGCAUCGAAGAGGCCGCCAAGGCGUGUAGUCAAGAGGUUAUCUGGCAGACCGGGCGGUGGGGAGAGGUGGAAGAUAGUCAUGAUGUGGACAAAGAGGAUUUGAGACGACAGUUCGGGAGUGUAAUACUGGUUGUGAGUGGGACGGGAAAUACGACCCAACCAUAG
Messenger RNA from Letharia columbiana, 1152 nucleotides. RefSeq lists its product as uncharacterized. The transcript has 2 exons. Gene Ontology annotation, cellular component: mitochondrion. Lineage: Eukaryota; Fungi; Ascomycota; Lecanoromycetes; Lecanorales; Parmeliaceae. The record is from RefSeq and is a predicted model, not a curated record. The coding region runs from base 1 to 1152 and encodes 383 amino acids. Gene Ontology annotation, biological process: mitochondrial proton-transporting ATP synthase complex assembly.